AUGGACAACAUCUCCCAUGCGAAUGGCUCUAAGGGCCUCGAAGAACAGGGGUUACAGGACUUCUCUGUGCCAUCGGAGAAGGUUGAUCUUGACGUUGGCCAGAUGAACGAGGGGACAAUGCUGCACAAGGGGCUACAUGCACGCCAGAUUACCAUGAUUGCCAUGGGAGGAGCUAUUGGAACUGGUUUGAUUAUUGGAACUGGACAAGGCCUUGCAACAGCUGGACCAGCCUCAAUUACGAUCUCCUAUGCUAUUGUAGGAUUUGUUGUUUAUUUGGUGAUGGGUGCGUUGGGGGAGAUGGCAACUUGGAUUCCAAUGGCAAGUGGUUUCACUGGUUAUGCUACUCGAUUUUGUGACCCUUCGCUUGGAUUUGCACUUGGAUGGAGUUACUGGCUUAAAUAUAUUGUUGUCACUCCAAACCAACUCACCGCGGCUGCUCUUGUCAUUCAGUACUGGGUGCCUCGAGAGCAAGUUAAUCCCGGUGCUUUCAUCGCAAUUUUUAUGGUCGCAAUCAUCAUCGGUAACUACUUGGGUAUUGAGUUUUUUGGGGCAUUGGAGUUUGUCUUGUCCAGCGUUAAGGUUGUCGUUAUGAUUGGUAUUAUCAUCCUUUGCCUUGUGCUGGCCCUUGGAGGAGGCCCAGAUCACGAUCGAAAGGGAUUCAGGUACUGGAAGAACCCCGGUGCAUUCAAGCCCUAUAUGGCGGAAGGCGAUCUUGGGAAAUUCCUUGCCGUAUGGGCCAGUAUGGUCACAGCUACCUUCGCCUAUCUUGGAACCGAGCUGGUCGGAAUCACCGUCGGCGAGGCUGUGAAUCCUCGGAAGACAAUCCCCCGUGCCAUUCGACUGACCUUCUGGCGGAUUAUUUUCUUUUACGUCCUAUCGGUCUUCCUGGUUGGACUUAAUGUUCCAUACAACUCACCAGACCUGCUAUUUGCAAACAAGAAGAAGACCUCAGCAUCAGCAUCGCCUUUCGUGGUCGCCAUCAGCUCAGCGGGCAUUCGGAUCCUCCCAUCCAUUUUCAAUGGAUCCUUGCAGUCGAGGGACAGGGCCCCUCGCUUUUUAGCCCGUACGAAUGCUCGCGGAGUUCCUUUCUUUGCAUUGGGCGCCUCCUCAAUCUUUACUCUCCUCGCUUUCAUGAACGUCAGCAGCGGAAGUGAGACGAUUUUCAGUUACUUGGCCAGUUUCGUCACUAUGUUCGGUCUUCUGGUUUGGAUCUCUAUCCUCGCCAGCCACAUAUUCUUUGUCCGAGCGCGGCGAGCCCAGGGGGUGCUCGAUUCAGCCCUGGCGUACACUGCUCCCCUAGGUAUACAAGGGUCGUACUUCGCGCUCGCGUUUUGUGUCAUAGUUGCACUGACAAAGAACUUUUCGGCUUUCAUACCUAAUAAUCAAAGCUACGGGAACUUUGAUUACAAGAGCUUCAUUACCGGCUAUCUCGGAAUUCCUAUAUAUCUGGGUCUUUAUUUUGGCCACAAGGUUAUUCGGAAGACUCGCGUCGUGCACCCCAAGUCUUGUGAUCUAUACAGUGGAAAGGAUAGGAUUGAUCAAGAAGAAGCUGAGUAUAUGGUGACCAAUAUGUCUUCUAGUCGACCGAAAACUCUCUUUGGGCGGUUGAUUGCUAUAUUAUUCUAA
Molecule: messenger RNA, 1626 nt
Organism: Penicillium verrucosum
Lineage: Eukaryota; Fungi; Ascomycota; Eurotiomycetes; Eurotiales; Aspergillaceae
Product: AAT family amino acid transporter
Exons: 3
Coding region: 1-1626 (541 amino acids)
Biological process (GO): amino acid transmembrane transport
Cellular component (GO): membrane
Molecular function (GO): amino acid transmembrane transporter activity
Source: RefSeq, a predicted model, not a curated record